CUAGUUGUUCAUUCGAGACGACACAACUGCGUGGUUUGGUUUGAUGGCUGCAUAAGGACGUAAAGUUUCCCUUGCAAAUCUCAAGUUUAUAGAGUUUAGCAUAGUUUGCACAUAAUACAUAAUUAUGAUGAGGGGUUGUACGUACGUACUCUGGUGUCUGUGUCCUGUGUAACAACACUCAGUUUUUGCAGAGUUACUAUUUAGUGGUGAAUGUGCAUUUGUUUUGUACUACCAGCAUAGCAGCGUAGAUAAUAAUGCACUAUCAACACAGGUGUAUUUACCCUUUUAAAUAUUGACUUUGACAAAGAAUCAAUUUAUUGGAACUAAAAUUUCGAGCUUUAUUGAGUCGAAAUGCUCACCAAACUAGAACCCAUAUCUGAAGUGAGGGAAGAAGAUGACGAAGACAACGAGGAAUUGUGCCAUGUUCUCAUCACGGAGAGUGAUCCCUAUAAAAAUGGCAAGUCUCAAGUGCAAAUCGGGUCCCAUAACUUAAAUGUGAUUGUUUGUCCUAAAAGUUGUCGGAGUGUGAUGAUUAGUGAUGCUAAAACUGACCCAGAUACUAAUAAUCGUAUGCGUUUGUCUAUUAAUGGGUUCGAUGAAGGGGAAAACGCACCAUUUUUAGACGACCAAAACUCAUCCUUACUCAUACUGGACGAAUUUGUACGAUUUGAUCUCAUCCGGACAGGAGCUUUAUGCUGCACCGGGUACAAAGUGAGCGUGCAAUACGAGGACGAUUUCAUGCUUGGGAAGCAUCGCGUCUCCCAAUCCGAGCUGAACUUUUGUUGCCAAAAUAAUCCUUCAUGGUCAUCAUCCUCGCCGAGCUGUUGCCUCUUAUCACCUUUCCUCCCGUCGACGAAAUCAAUCCAUUUUUUCUCCCGAUCUUAUCCCCCCGAAAAUGAAAUGACUGAGGAAAUGGAAGAAUUCGACGUGGCAAGUAAAACCGUCCAGGGAACGAAAUCUACUCAAAAUGAUCUCAAAAUACCAACAAAGAAAUUUAGGAAUUCAGCAUUUAUCCUCGAAUACCCGUCACUAGUGGCAUGUUUUAGAACCAAUAAAAGACGGAAAUUCGGGGUGAAAGCGUCCUCCUCGCAGAAUGAGAUUGGUUGGAUUGAGACUCAUUCCGAUGUUUUACUCCCGAUAGAAAUUUACCUUAGGAAGAGAGACAAUGAUCUCUCGUACACUCAGAAAUUGACGUGUAGGAAGAUUAGAACGACGGCAUUUCUGAUUCAAAACGAGGCCGGCGAAAAGAUGGGGACGAUCGAGCUGUUCCGCGGAUUUCGUGGCGAUGUUUCCAGCUAUGGCGUGUCAACGAUUGAUGAUUCCCUAGGACCUGAGGGUAAAGCCGUGUUGAUCUCGGCAGCCACUGCUCUGGACGUGGAGGAGCGUGAAUCCGAACUAAAAUGUACAUUCUUCUGGACUCCCGUCAUUGUUGUGGCUGUCAUCGUCCUUUUCAGUAUUCUGCCCUGGAUGCACUACUACAAGAACAAUUUGUGAGUGGGUCAAGAAACGACGUGUGCGGGGCGAGUGCAUUAUUAUACGAAUUACAAAUGUGGACGUGGGGUAAAUGCCAAGAUUGGUUCGUUCUAUACUUGGGAAAAUCACGUGCUUUUGCUGCGAUAUAGAUAUAUAUGUAACCAAGAGUUUUAUGGGUUGACUUAUUUAUGUACCUUGACCAGUAAUAAAAAAAAUGCGCAUAAUUUUUAUUCAGCAAAUCUCAAA
This is a messenger RNA of Folsomia candida, 1719 nucleotides long. RefSeq lists its product as uncharacterized. The record is from RefSeq and is a predicted model, not a curated record. The transcript has 5 exons. Bases 352 to 1494 code for a protein of 380 amino acids. NCBI's taxonomy places the organism in Eukaryota, Metazoa, Arthropoda, Collembola, Entomobryomorpha, Isotomidae.